Molecule: messenger RNA, 3075 nt
Organism: Closterium sp. NIES-65
Lineage: Eukaryota; Viridiplantae; Streptophyta; Zygnematophyceae; Desmidiales; Closteriaceae
Source: the annotation of a GenBank genome assembly
AUGGGGUACUUCUACCCAAUGACGGACCCUGUAACGCGUACUGACACGCCCGUUACACCACUCAUUCAAGAUUCGCACCUAAUGGCAGGCGCGGGGCAAGCACAUUCAGCGUCGCCGCCGGACCCCCGAUUCACGAUUGACGACGUCGCAGAGACUCACGACGACGUCGGCAAUGUCGCACACGAAGUGGUCAUUGUCGCGAACGGAUUUCGAUCCGGCGACUCAUCGUGGCCGCAGGCGAAGUCGUCGUCUUCGCCACUCUCCACCACGAUCAUGCGCCAAGCGAAGUUGGAAGCUCAGGACGAUCUCGACGCUAACAACGAGUUCGACAAUAGAGAGGACGGCUUGGAGGAUCGGGAGCCGAUGCUCAAAUCGCCAGCAGGAGCAGCCUCCGGAAAGCUUAAACCGUUCAGCUUGGAAACGCCAGCGCACGGCGGCGGAGGGGGAGGCCACCACGGCUCAGGCGGCGGCCAUGGAUUCGCAGGAGCUACAGUAUCAAGCGGGAUUUUUAAUCUCUCCACGUCGAUAAUCGGAGCAGGCAUUAUGGGUCUACCAGCCACUCUCAACGUCCUUGGCUUGCCGCUCGGAGUGCUGCUACUUGUAGCGAUGGGGCUUCUAACGGAGCUGUCGAUUGAGGUGCUGGUGAACGCAUCGGCGGUGCGGCGAAUAUGGACAUACAGCGGGCUGGUGGUGGAGGACUGCGGGCAGCGGUCGCGGCUGGUGCUGGAUCUGGCCGUGCUGGUUAACAACGUGGGCAUGUGCACCGUGUACCUCAUCAUCGUUGCGGACGUGGUGGCGGGCACAUCAGCGCAGCACGUGGUGGCAUCCCCAGUGGACGCCAUGCGGGAGGCAUCACUGCACGAGGGGCUGCUGGCGGAGUGGGGGCUCGUGGCGGGGUCGUGGUGGCCCAUGCGCCCCAUCGUCAUCAUCUCCACCAUGCUGCUCGUACUCGCUCCCCUUGUGGCGCUCAAACACGUUGACUCCCUACACUACACGUCAGCGCUGUCCAUAGCGCUGGCGGUGGUGUUUGUGGUGAUCACAGUGGCCGUGGCGGCAGUGCAGUGGGUGCAGGGGCGCAUCCAGCCUCCGCGCAUGCUGCCCGCGUGCUCCUCGCUCAAGGACCUCUCUGGCCUCUUCUCCGUCAUGCCGGUCAUGGCAACAGCAUACGCGUGCCACUACAACGUGCACUCCAUUUUCGUGGAGCUCAAAGACCGCACAGCAGCAACGAUGCUCCGAGUCACGCGCUCCUCGCUACUCCUCUGCACCACAGUCUACGUCCUCACAUCUGUCUCCGCCUUCCUCCUCUUCGGCUCCAGCACCGCUUCAGACGUGCUAAUCAACUUCGACCGGGACCUAGGCCUGCCCCUCUCCUCUCUCAUCAACGACACAGUCCGAGUCACCUACGUACUCCAUAUAGUCUUUGUCUUCCCCGUGAUCUUUUACUCGCUGAGAAUAAUCGCCGACGAUUUGAUUUUCCCCGGGGCGGAGAAGCCGUUACUAGAGGAUGAUAGGAGGUUUGCGGUGGUGACGGUGGGGGGGAUGGUGCUGGUGGGAGUGGGGGCGGUGAUGGUGCCGAAUAUCGGCCUGGCGUUUGAUAUCACGGGGGCUACUGCAACGAUGCUGCUCGCGUUUGUCUUCCCAGCGCUUCUCACACUCAAGGACCGUCUGGGGCUGAGCGCGGAUUCUUCGCAUGCCGCCAUGGCGCGACCGCCCUCUCACAGCUUAGCCCGGAGCUCGCCCUCCCACAGUUACUACGACCCGCUGGCUGCGGCAGCGCCAGCCUUCCGUGCUGUCGUCGCUCUCUUAGUAGUAGCAUUCAGAGUCCUCGUAGUACUAGCACUGCCGCAGUCGGUCCUCUCCGCCGCCGGAGCUGCCUCUCACAACCAUUCAGCGGCCUCGGGAAUCACCGCCGCGAUGAAUUGGCUGGCGCAUCGCCCGCGGCGUGAAUUGUCGCUUGGCCCAUCGCAUGGGUCGCGCGGGGCGACAGAGCGUCGCAUGAGCCUCCUUGAGAGGGCCGCAUCGUCGCGCUCUCUAACAUUGCUCGCUGACAGGCAGCUGCGUGCGCUGGAGGCACUAAACGCCGCGUGGCAGCUGUGGCCGUCCAACUCCAACCGCUCACGGCGCUGCGACCAGUGGGAGUACAUCCAGUGCAACGCGCAGGGCUUCAUCACUGCUGUCGUACUGCCUGACGUUGGGAUCGACGCGACCAUGCCUCUCAAUGUCUUCUCCUCCAUGCCUUAUCUCAGACGCCUCGAGACGCCAAUCUGCGUUAUUGAGGAUGCUUUUAGAAGCCAGAUUGCCUCCCAAGCUCCCAUACACUCGCCUGUUUGCUUCGUCGCAGUUUCUCUUCCACUGCUGUUGUUCCCCUCUGUGUCUUUUCUUUACGUCGUGCCCAUGAUCCUGCGGGCGUUCCUCACGUUCCUCACGUUCCUCAUGUUCCUGUGUGCACAAAAUACUCCCCCUCAUAUCAACCCGACCCUUCACUCCUCACCCCCCCAACCCCCACCUUUCAUCAUCUCCCCUGCUCUUCCACACCCCACCCCCACCCCCGCUUUCCCUAUCCUGGCCCUGCUACCCUCUCCUCCCCCGCCUAUCAGCGUGCUAGGAGUGCUGCCCGUCCUUCUAUGCCCCGCUCUCUUCCCCCUCCCUGCGCGUGCUGUGAGUGCUUCCCGUCCUUCUAUGCCCCGCUCUCUUCCCCCUCCCUGCGCAUGCUGUGAGUGCUUCCCGUCCUUCUAUGCCCCGCUCUCUUCCCCCUCCCUGCGCGUGCUGGACUUAUCCGAUACGUCCGUGUCUGGAUCGCUACCAUCCUCCAUCCUCUCCCUCUCAGCUCUCGCACACUUGGACAUUUAUUAUACGUCUCUCUCUGGGAGCCUGCCGUCCAAUCUCAACCGCCUCUCCCGCCUCACAUACCUCAACAUCGGUGCACCAGGCAUCACUGGGCGACUGGAGGACUUCUCAUGGCUCUCAACCCUCACCAACCUGCGCUCUCUUGUGUUGAAUUACAUGUACAGUAUGAGCGGGGAUCUGUCAUCCCUAACCUUUCUCACUACUCUCAGAGCCAUGCAACACCUGUAA